AUGAAAGUCACAACGAAUACAAUCAGCGCUUUCGUUCUUAUCCUGGCUACUUUCGCCAUACCCACCAUCCAAGGAAAACGUCGGCUAGCUUCAGCAACCGAUACGAAAAAUGAGCAACGCGCGUUUGGUUUACGUCAACAAUCCGUAGUAUAUCCGUCGGCACAAUGUCUUUGUACGCCUGGCCCACCGGGUCCUACCGGACCACCAGGACAAUCAGGCCUGCAGGGUAAUCGCGGUGACAAGGGUGACGAAGGUCUUCAAGGACCUCCAGGACCAGUUGGACCAACCGGACAACGUGGUUUACCUGGUCGACCAGGUAUUGCGGGUCCAAUAGGACCACCAGGCCGACGUGGUAGACGUGGUUUUCCCGGCGAACGUGGACCUGCAGGACCAACAGGUCCACCCGGACCAACAGGGCCUACUGGUCCUGCUGCGGCAGCAGCUGCAGCUCGCUCGUUGGAUCAGCGCGUGGGUGAGGUGGCGUUUGAGGUUAUGCCGGAUUAUGAUAUACGUGUGGGUGAUGAGGACGAUGCUGACACUGAAGAUGAUGAUGAUUAUUCAGAGGAGAGAAG
Rhagoletis zephyria (snowberry fruit fly) is the source of this 572-nucleotide messenger RNA. RefSeq names its product collagen alpha-1(I) chain-like. Lineage: Eukaryota; Metazoa; Arthropoda; Insecta; Diptera; Tephritidae. The record is from RefSeq and is a predicted model, not a curated record.